This is a messenger RNA of Acanthamoeba castellanii str. Neff, 597 nucleotides long. RefSeq names its product SH3 domain containing protein. Lineage: Eukaryota; Discosea; Longamoebia; Acanthamoebidae. The transcript is spliced from 4 exons. Bases 1 to 597 code for a protein of 198 amino acids. The record is from RefSeq and is a predicted model, not a curated record. Gene Ontology annotation, molecular function: protein binding.
AUGAGGAGGACUCCCGGUCCCGGAGGAGUCGGAGGAGGCAGCGGGUGGAGGUGGUCACAAACGGAGACGCUAGUGCGGGUCUCGUUCCCCGUUCCGCGCGGCAUUCGCAAGAGCGAUGUGACGCUCGCCCUUGCUGACAACAGCCUUCGCCUCACGCUACGCGACUUCCCUCAGCCCCUACUCGACGGGCCGCUGUGGGGCCGCGUCAACACGCAGAAGGCUCGCCAACGCGGGCACAAGCUCACCAAGAGCGGACGUGUGGCAGUCACGCUUGAGAAGCUGGACCGCGUGCCCUGGAAGCAGCUGUUCAAGGAGGGCGUCAGCCCAGUCGCCGCCAACUACGCCGCACUCACGCCUCCGCCACCGCAGAAGAAGUUGAUGGUGGUGUACGACUAUGACUCGGAGGCGCCGAACGAGCUGACCAUUCGGGAGAACGACAUCGUCACGGUGAUCACCGAAGACCCGUCCGGUUGGUGGAAGGGCGAACUCAACGGCACCGUGGGCCUGUUUCCCUCCAACUUUGCCCAGCCCUACGAAGAUGGGGUACCGUACCCCGCCUCCUGUCCACACCUAAUGCAGAAGCAUGGAAGUACUUAA